Molecule: messenger RNA, 1422 nt
Organism: Symbiodinium sp. CCMP2456
Lineage: Eukaryota; Dinophyceae; Suessiales; Symbiodiniaceae
Source: the annotation of a GenBank genome assembly
AUGCCGGUAGAUGAUCUGAAUGGCGCGGCAGAGAAUCAGCGAAUCAAGCCGAAGAUCAUCCCGUUGGCUUUGCCUCCUGACCGGCCGUUGGAGUUGCUGUCGUCGACAAGCUUCGCAGACCUGGACCAGGAGGAAGAGGACUGGCACGCGCUGAUAAGGCGACAACACGAGGCUUUGAUGCGGCGCCUGGAUCUGCAGGAUAACCUGCUCCACCGCUUGCUGAGCAGCGCUGCAGCCGAGGGCGGCUUUUCAGCAAGUGCCAGCCUCUCCGCGAUCAAUAGCGCGACUCCCUCCGGGUUCAAGGGCAGCGGGAGAGAGGACGGCAUCCCGCCGUCCCUGCCGUCUCCGAAGCAGUCCAAGUCGAAGGGGUCGCUUCUGACGAGUUACACAAAUGAGGACCUGGCACACAAGGAUGAGGCGCUCACCACCCACGGCCAGUACUCGCGGAACAAGUUCAACAAGAGGACGGACAAGGCUGGUCAGGUGGACACAGAUGGGUGCGUCAAGAAGAUGGUCAGGCACCAGGCUUUUGAGGCCUUCUUUGCCGCGGUGGUCAUCACGAAUGCUGUCUUUAUUGGGCUUGAUGUUCAGUUUGCCGUGGGCGUCGACAGCGAUGCGGAACGCUCAUCGGAGAUGCAAAUUGUUGGGUAUGUGUAUACUGGGCUCUUCACUGCCGAGCUGGUGCUUCGCCUCUUCGAGGGCGGCUGCAGAUUUUUCUGCGGCGAUGACUGGAUGUGGGGCUGGCUGGACUUGUUCAUCGUCAUGAGCUCUCUCUGGGAGGUAGCGCUGGAUGUGGUCCAGUUUUUCUAUCAAUCCCAAGGUGAUCUGGAGGCCAUACCCGGCAUCUCCAACAUGAAGUCCUUCAGAAUUAUCCGGCUGACGCGACUGCUGAAGACGGCUCAAUUCGUCCGCAUCUUCCGUUUCGUCAUGGCCCUUCGGAUGCUGGUGACGUCGAUCAUCUCCACCCUGAAAGCACUGCUGUGGGCGAUGGUCCUUCUCGCUCUCAUUGUUUAUGUGUUCGCUGUGCUGUUCACGCAAGAGGUCAACGACUUCUUGCUGGCAGAAACAUCUCAGCAGAUCCUCACUGAGCUCGAGAGACAGGACUUGGAGAAACAUUUCGGCUCCCUGACGUUUUCAAUGCUCAGCCUCUUCAUGAGCAUCGCAGGGGGUGUGAGCUGGCAAGAGGUGGUUCGGCCUCUCCUGUCAAUGUCGACGGUGUGGUGCUUGUGCUAUCUGUUUUAUAUAAUGUUCACAUACUUCGCUGUCCUUAAUGUAAUUACCGGGGUGUUCUGCCAGAGCGCCAUCGAAAGCGCCCAGAAUGAUCAUUCUAUGGUGGUUCAAGCACUCAUGGACAACAAGGCUGCGCACAUUCAGAAGCUGCGCGACUUGUUCUACCACUUGAACCACAGCAACAAUGACGAG